CUGCUGCUGCUGCUGUCAUCAUCGCUGCUCCAAAAAAGCCCCAAGCCCCAAGUCCACGCAACUGUUUGUUUUUUGCCUUAAAUUCGCGCGGAGUUGGCCAAAUUUCGGUGACAGUGGUGCCCGCCAGCAGGCAGUGCCUUAAAGAAGUGCAACAAGUGGCUUAACUCGCUUUUUACAACGUUCCCCAGUGCCUUACACCGACAACGUACUCACACCAAUACGAAUCUACCUGCCCAACCAAUCGCGCGAGUGUGUGUGUGUGUGUUUAAGAAACAACAAAAACAACAACAAGUUGCUGCUUUCGUCGCAGUUUCCGAGAGUGUGUGUCUGUUAAAUUACGCCAAGAAAAAUGUUAAUUAAUGCUUAAUUUAAUUAACAAUAGCACUGCGAGUCGAUCAAAAGAGUGAGCGUGAGCGAGAGAGAGCUAAAGAUAGAGAUCUGAUCAGAUCUUUGAGAAAAUAUCCCCAACGCGAGGAUCUGUAUCGCGUAUAACCCAUAAGUCUGGUUUAUAAAUAUAGAUUACAAGUGCACUUAAGCAAACGAGCAACAAUAAUUAACUCAACAAAUAAAACGACUACAGCUACAGAUAAGCAACUCAAGUCAACUCAACUCAAGUCAACGGCUACGUGACGUACUAUAUUUGCUUAUCACUAAUUCAGGAGAUAGAUAGACCCACCGACUAACGCGACCACCGAGGGACAGGCCCCAGGCUAGUGACAAUACAAUGGAGUCCAUGGAGUACGAGAUGGCACGCAAUAUGACGCUGCUGUUCUUCCUGGAGCGCCUACUCGACAAGGGUGAGCCGCGCACCGUGCACGAUCUGUCGUGCCAGUUUGGCAACAAGGAGUUCACCAAGGAGAUGCGCCAAAUAGCCGGCGGCAGUCAAUCGGGUCUGAAGAAAUUUCUCGCCCAAUAUCCAUCAAUAUUCCUCGUGGAUGGGGACUAUGUGCAGGUGAAUGCCUAUCAGCACAGCAAUGCGGACGAUGGCGGGGCGGGCGGCAAGCGUGAUUACAUUCAAGAGGCUAAAGACUACUUCAAGAACAAGAUGCUGCAGUACGGUGCGGCGGCCGAGGUGCCGGUGCGCAGUCUGCUCGGACAUCGGUCCCAGGCAUCGCCACAAGUUCGUCACAUAUCGGGUCAACAUAUCAAGGAGUUUACGGACUUUCUCACCAAGCACACGGACACGUUCAAGGUCAUCGAUGACUUUGUCAUGCUCGUGGGCUGCGAGAAUAUGACUGACUUGCCGCGGGAUCGACUGCACUUGCCGCAGUCCAACAUCGACACGCGCGGCACGCAGCAGAUGCUCGACUUCUUUGCGCAGUGCAUUGAGAUCAAGGGGCCGCUGCUGGUGGAUCAGCUGUUCCAUUUGCUGACCACCAACUUUCCGCAGGACCAGUGGCUGCGCAUGUUCAAGACGCCGGGGGAUCUGAGCUCCUUCCUGAAGCUCUUUGGCGAUUGCUUUCACAUCCAAGCGAAUCUAGUCACGUUGCUGCAGAAGCCCAAGCUGAGUGACACGCACAUACAGCAGGCCCAGGCCCAGACCAGGGAGCAAUUCAAUGCGCUGAACAACAAUAACAACAACAAUUCGAAUCCCAGUCGCAAGGUGGAUGUGGCUGGAGCUGCACUCAGCUCCGUGCAGCAGCGCUUGCAGUCUCCAUCGCUGCGCAGCAAUGGCUAUGCCAGCAGCAACAACAAUGCCAAUAGCAGUAGCCUCAGCAGCAGCAACAGCAACAACAACAACAAUAGCAUAGCAUCGCCCAAUUUCAAGCUGAAUGCACCCGUGUCCAAUGUGCUGGGACAGGGCUUUGGGCAGCCCAAAUCGGAGCCGAGUUCUGGCUUCGACAGCUACGUGCCCAUGUCGGAGCUGAAGCUGGAAAACCUCUGCGAGAACAACUAUCCCAGUGGGAACAUAUGCUACGGCCCCAUCGGGGGAGGAGCAGGAGGAGGAGCCACACAGCAGCAGCCACAGCAGCCACAACAGCCGACGCCUGCAGUUGGCACAACGAACCCCACGGAGAGGGUGAACAGCGUCAACCAAACGCUGAAGCAGCGCAUAAACACUCUGGUCAUACGCACGCUGGCGGAGAACCUCGAAAAGGAUAACAAAUCGCUGGCCAAUCAAAGCUCACCGCACGCCAGUCCCUUGCAUUCCACAAGCAAUCCGAAUAGCAACUCCAGUGCCAGUGCCAGUGCCAGUGCCAGCUCCAAUCCAACCCAAGCCAAUGCCAAUCACUCCUCACCUAGUCACAGCUACUUUGUCGGCGACACGUGGAAGAUCAAGGUGCUGCAGAACACGACAGUCAUAGCGAAUGUAAAGCAAUCGGUGUUCGUCACCGACAUCCUCCUUAAGUAUGCGGCCAAGAACGAGGGCAUUGUCGUCUCCCUCGACUGUGAGGGCAUCAAUCUGGGCCUCAAGGGCGAAAUCACGCUGAUCGAGAUUGGCACAGCCCGCGGCGAGGCGUUCCUCUUCGAUGUGCAAUCAUGCCCCGCCAUGGUCACGGAUGGCGGACUCAAGACCGUGCUGGAGCACGAGCAGGUCAUCAAGGUCAUCCACGACUGCCGGAACGAUGCGGCGAACUUGUAUCUGCAAUUUGGCAUCCUGCUGCGCAAUGUGUUUGACACACAGGCGGCGCACGCGAUUCUGCAGUACCAGGAGAACGGCAAGCAGGUCUACAAGGCCAAGUACAUAUCGCUCAACUCGCUGUGCGAGCAAUACAACGCGCCCUGCAACCCCAUCAAGGAUCAGCUGAAGCAGAUCUACCGACGGGAUCAGAAAUUCUGGGCCAAGCGGCCGCUCACCCGCGAAAUGAUGCUGUAUGCCGCUGGCGACGUUCUGGUUCUCAUUCACGAUCAACUCUUUGGCAGUCUGGCGCGCCAGAUUAAGCCGGAGAAUCGGCAACUCUUCUCCGAGCUGUGCACCGAGCAAAUCCUGCUGCAGAUCAAGCCCAACGAGGUGAAGAUACGCAAGAAGCAGCGCAAAGUGAGCACCGAAGUGUCCGACCUGAAGCUGAAACUGGCGCAGACCAGCAAGAGCAUUGUGCUCUCGAAUCGUGAGAUUCGCUUGCUGCGGUACAUGGAUCUAACGGAGGACGAAAAGGAGCGCCUCAAGGGCUACUACAAGGUGGCCAAGAAGCUGGAGAAAAUGGAGUCGGCCGGCAAUCCCAGCAAAGAUCAAAGUGACUCGGAAGACGAGGCGGAAGCCAAUGAAAACGAAAUGUUUCCCAGCUUGGACUCUGUGCCAUCGGAUAACUCCCUCUCGGGCACCUUUUCGCCACGCUUUAGCUCGGAGCCACCCAGCCUCACGGAAUCCAUGCAGAUGCUGGAGGAAAUAUUGCAGAACAAGUCAAUGGAUCGCAUUGCGCGCAUCGAUAAGCUGGAGGCCAUACUGACGACUGCGACCACGCUGCCAUGUGAUCAGCUACUGGCCAACAAUUCGAUACAGGAGCAGUUGGGUUCGAGCAUUGCGACCACAGAUAACUUGCAAAUUAUACGCGAAAAGUCGAGAAACAACCGAAAUUGCAACUGCCAAGGCGAGCGCAGUGUCACGCCCAUUCUGCGCACGAUGGACAAGCGUGUGGUGAAGCUGGUGGAUGCCGAAUCGCAAACGCUGAGCACUGGCGAUGUGGUCAUCACCAAGAUCUUCUUCCAGGACGAGCACGAGCGGGCCAAGGAGACGGCAUUGCUGAGCAAUUCGCCCACAAAGCGUGUGGCCUCCACCACAUAAAUCUUCGAACAAUGAUUCCUAACAAGCCAAUCAAAGCGCCGACAUAUAACGUAUUAUUAUUUAAAUGUUUUUAACUGUUGCGAGGAGAAAACAAAAACGACGACGAAGAUGAAGAUGAAGACAAAAAGACGGUGUAGCGGACUAGCGACCCAUGCAAUAAUAAUUAUCUUUUAUGGUAUAUCCAAUUGAGAAGCAAUAUAUUUUGUGCCUAAAUGUUGAACAUUGCAAUAACAAUAAUAUAUUAUAUUUGUAUAUGAUUUUUCCCAAUUGUUGAACGAACGAACGAAUCGCACUUCUCAGCAGGGACCGACCCCGGACUCAGGUCUGAGAAUUUGUGUUGCAUUCGAUGGAUGGAUAGCGCCAAAACAAUCAUUGAAAAUGUAUGUGUAAAUGUGACAUAGAAAGCUUUUGCGAUGAUUAUUAAUAAUUAUUUAAAUCUGCGUUGGACCAAUGCGUGUAUUAGAUCGAAAUGAAAAUGAAUUGAAGUGAAAGCAAUUUUUAGUAGAGUUUUUCCUAAUAUCUUUGUCGCCAUAUCAGAAAGUGAACUUAUUGUAUUUUAACCAUAAUUAUUAAUACUUUAUACACAACCCAAAACUAUAACUAAAACAAUUAUUAUCCAACUCAAUUUUAGUUUAACCAAACAAACAAACUUAUUAAUUAAAUUAACAACAAAGCAAUUGUGUAAUCAAAUCUAAGUAAAACAUAUUCAUACAUAAAUGAGAAUUAAUUGUAAAGGAGAAAAAAGCAUAUUGAAAUUGUACGAUUAUAAAUUAAAGAGAACAAUUGUAUAUA
Drosophila subobscura is the source of this 4516-nucleotide messenger RNA. RefSeq lists its product as uncharacterized. NCBI's taxonomy places the organism in Eukaryota, Metazoa, Arthropoda, Insecta, Diptera, Drosophilidae. The record is from RefSeq and is a predicted model, not a curated record. Gene Ontology annotation, biological process: nucleobase-containing compound metabolic process. Gene Ontology annotation, molecular function: 3'-5' exonuclease activity; nucleic acid binding.